CAGAGGCUGGGGGCCUGCGGGUCCCUGACCCGGUGAGCAGACUGAGACCAAGCAGGAGGGCAGCAGGUGGAGGUGACAAGCAGGCCCUGCCUCCCCGAAGGCCUCACGGGGCGGUGCUGAUGGCUGUGAGCGAGUGAGUGACUCACCCCUCCUCGAAGGCCUCGGCUAUUUAACCUCCCCUGCCUGGCUGUCACAAAGGAAUUUGGCUGUGCGAGGAGCAGGGGCCUCACCUAUUGCCCGUCCUCACUGGGCAGACGUGGGCACAGCCAUGGCGGUGCCCACCUCACCGUGGCACCACUACCUGCAGGCCGUGCGGUCGCGGCAGGCGCCCCGCGUGCAGGACUUCCAGCGGGCAGAAGACGUGCUGCUGGCCGUGUUGGAGCGCGUGCAGGCCCUGGACGCCCGUUUCGUGGUGGACUACUCCCGCGAUGCUGAGGCCUUCCAGUUCGCCCUGCGCUCUUCGGACGACCCGCUGGACAUGCAGGUGCCCCUGCGGGUGGACGCUGAGGCCCUGCUCACCGAGGAGCCCGAUGCCCCCGAGCUGGAAGACGGCCCCGCUCGCUGCCGCCUGGGCAUCCCCAGGGAAGCAGCUGGCCUGGAGCGCUGGAUGGCAGAUGAUGUCUUCAGCGCAGCGUCCUCGGAGGACGGUGCUGAGGGCCGCGGCCACCUGGUGCCCGGCAAGGUCCUGAGUGUGCUCAAGGAGCUGCUAGUGGCUGCCAUUGUACACUGCCGGCACCACAGUCUCAUCCCGCCAGGUUCCCUGAGUGCGGCCAGCCUGAGGGAGGAGCAGCUGCACUUGUCCCUGGUGGUGUCUGGUGGCUGGAGGAAGAUCCGCUUCAAUGUGGUGCCUGUGGUGAGGAAGGGGCACUGGGAGCCUGCCCUGGAGGGUGCCCACCUGUCGCCCGGAUUCCCUGAGGGCAGCCUGGACCGCAUCCUGGGCCAAGGGCUGGACCUGGUGCCGGCCAGUGCCCAGGACUGGAGCACCUCCACAGACUACCUGCUCACCAGGCUGCUUCAGGUUCUGGGCUCCCUCCCUGGCCACCGGCUGGACGGACUCUGCAUCUUGGACCGGGUGAGCCAUGAGAGCUGGCGGAACGGUGGCCAGAGCCCGGGCUUGACCUUCAGCCACCUCAAGGCCGUACUGCUGUGGGCCUCGGCACUGUUCCCCUCCCCUGAGGACUGGGCGGACCUGCAGGGUGCUGUGUACCGCCUGUUGGUGGUGCUGCUGUGCUGCCUGGCUACCCAGCAUCUGCCGCACCCGCUGUGGCCCCGGCUCAACCUGCUGCCCACCAGCGGCCUGGACCUGCAUGCCCUGUACCAGCGUGUGGAACGCUUUGCCAGCCAGCCGGAGGCCUCACUACGCCUCCACGCUACCCAUCUGGGCCGUUGCCCGCCACCGCGCCUCGAUCACGGCAUUAAGGCGCUGCUGCAGCUGCCUGCCAGUGACCCUGCCUACUGGGCCACUGCCUACUUUGACGUCCUGUUGGACAAGUUCCAGGUCUACAACAUUCAGGACAAGGAGCGGGUGUCAGCCAUGCACAGCAUCUUCCGCAAGACCAAGGCGCUGGGCGGCGGGGAGAGCUGAGGACCGGCCCUGGCUGGGACACAGGGUCUCAGGGCUUGGGGACCACUGGUUCGGUCCUGAGUAAAAAACACAUACCCCA
Molecule: messenger RNA, 1664 nt
Organism: Ochotona princeps (American pika)
Lineage: Eukaryota; Metazoa; Chordata; Mammalia; Lagomorpha; Ochotonidae
Gene: MAB21L4
Product: mab-21 like 4
Exons: 5
Coding region: 269-1585 (438 amino acids)
Source: RefSeq, a predicted model, not a curated record